Messenger RNA from Vicia villosa (hairy vetch), 372 nucleotides. RefSeq lists its product as uncharacterized. The record is from RefSeq and is a predicted model, not a curated record. The transcript has a single exon. NCBI's taxonomy places the organism in Eukaryota, Viridiplantae, Streptophyta, Magnoliopsida, Fabales, Fabaceae. The coding region runs from base 1 to 372 and encodes 123 amino acids.
AUGGUUUGCAAACCGAGAGAUAAAGGAGGGCUUGAGGUUAAAGAUGUCGGUGUUUUAAAUUUAGCGUUGCUACGCAAAUGGAAGUGGAGAAUCUUGAAUGAAACAAACACCUUUUGGCUUAAAUUGCUUAGUAGUAGAUAUGGUAAUGUAAAGGUGAAAGUGCAGGUUGGAGACUCUAGCAUGUCGACGAGCAAAGAUUCUAUAUGUUGGCGUGAUUUAAUUCUUUCGAGCAAUAUUGAAGAAGUAGACCAGAACUGUUUUAACAGAGGAUUUUUGUGCAAGGUUAAAGACGGUAUCUCUGUGGCACUGUGGAAAUCUUGCUGGCUGGGAAACCAAGCACUGAGAAUGGUGUUUCUGGAAAUCUAUCAGUAG